CAAGUGCAGAUUGUUAAUCUGGAGUAAUAGUCUAAUACCAAUUUUAUAUUUUAAUUAAUGAGUUACUAGUUCUAGUUUGACUGCUUCAUAUCUAUAAGAAAUCCACUGCAAUAUAAUGACUAAAAUCAACUGAAAUAAAUAUAAUUUUAAAUUAGUGUUGGACUCCUUCCCAAUGAGAAUUUUUUGUUUGUCUUGUCUGUAUCAACUUGGAAUUAGAGGCUAUAUGAAAUGCUAGUUACAUAAUCUUAGUCAACUUGAGUAUAAGUAAAAAAAUUAGCUAGCUCAGAAUAUGGUAGAAAUUAAUCAAGCAGCUAGAUCCUCAUCUGUACUGUUUAAGCUUUUCUCAUAUCCUCUGCUUUCUUGUUCAAGUCAGACAUGAAAACUGUAUGCGUUACUUUACUUCUGUUUGCCAUAAUACUGUUCAAAGUUGGAGCCCGCUCUCUGCAACACAGCUCAUCUAAUUUAGUUUCAGAUGGCAAUGAUAAUAUUGAAGCAGUCACCCAAACUUCUCUUCUUGUUUUUGGAGGAACAGAUUCUUCCGAGGACUGCAGUCUACUCUAUGGCUUGUUUCCAUGUUCUUAUACUGUUUUGGGGAAACUCUUCUUGAUUGUGGGAUAUGUUCUUCUGUAUAUAAUUGGAGAAUAUUAUGUCGUUGCUGGAGGUGAGCUGAUUUUUGAGGUUAAUGGCUCUGUAGGAGCCAAUUUGUUUCACUUCCUCAGUGCCAUUCCAGAUGCCAUUAUACUUCUAGUAUCCGGGCUCACUGCCAGUACAGAAACUGCUCAAAGUAAAGUUUCCAUUGGAGUAGGAUUGCUGGUUGGGUCAACUGUUUUCUACCUUACAGCUGUGUGGGGAUUAUGUGUUUAUGCUGGCAAGUGUGAUCUUGAGGGUACGGAAGGCCAAGAUACAAAAGACACAAAAAAGUUCAGCCUAUUAGGUUCUGGUGUGAGUACAGAAAUUUGGACUACUUAUGCUGCAAGGAUUAUGAUCAUAUCUAUCAUCCCAGUUGUUGUUUCUCAAGUACCUCAAGUUCUCCACUUAAGUUCAGGUGGCCAAGGCCUUGCAAUUUUAAUUGCUCUCAUUGUCUCCGUGGUACUUACUAUAGCUUAUAUCUUCUAUGAGUUCUACUGUGAACCUUUGAUACAGACAAGCCGUAUCAAUUAUGUAGAGCACAAGCAAGUUAUGUCAGGACUCUUAAUAUACUUAGAUUCUUGCGCACAAGGAGAGCUCCUAACCAGCGACGGUGAACCUAAUAAAGAUGUUCUCAAAAGGUUGUUUAAGACCCUUGAUACUGAUAGUAGUGGAUUUGUUUCACCUGAUGAAAUGAGAACACUGCUUAUCAAAAUCCAAUCAGCAAAGACUGGUUCGAGUAGGAAUCAUGAUCAAUUGGAUAACAUUAUGAAAGAGUUUGAUAGGUCUGGGGAUAAAUGCAUUGAUGUCACAGAGUUUAUCGCGCACAUAACAGAGUGGCUUAAUAAGGCAAAGCGUCCAAAGAAUGCUUUUCAUGAGCCUGGCCGCCGCUCAAUUAAGUACCCCUUUACGGGCAUACAAAAGGUGAUAAACCAAGAGCACUACAUGUUGGUGUCUGCGAAAAAUAAGAGGGACAAGGAUGUUAAAAGCCCCAAGUGGAUCUCCUUCAAAGCAGCAAUGAUGUUGUUGCUGGGAACUUGUAUCGCUGUUCUAGUUGCUGACCCUUUGGUAGAUGCUGUUGAUGAUUUCUCGGAAGCCACCAGCAUUCCAACCUUCUUUGUAUCUUUCAUUGUGUUGCCUUUAGCUACAAACAGUUGUGAAACAUUGUCAGCGAUCAAAAUGGCUCGCCAGAAGACCCAGAGAACAGUCUCAUCGACAUUGUCUGAGUUAUCCGUAACGGUAACACUGAAUAAUCUAUUCUGCCUAUCAGUUUUCUUGGCCAUUGUUUACAUCAAGGGAUUGUAUUGGGACUUCGGAUCUGAGGUGCUGGUUCUCGUUAUUGUUUGCAUUGUGAUGGGUGCUCUCACCAGCUUCCGCACCAUUUUGCCUCUUUGGACAUCGGUAGUAGCCGUCCUGCUUUAUCCCUUGUUGCUCGCAUUGGUUUACAUCCUGCAUUCUAUUUUUGGCUGGUCAUAGAUCAUGAUUGAAAUGUUAAAAAGAUGAAAAUAGAAUAGCAGUCUUUGGCUAGGCUAAACAGCUAGAACAAUAUAUUGCAUUAUUCUUUAAGUGCUUCAUUUUACCUUGACUAAUCUUCUCCUUAAAACCAACUAAUAUUCUUCUGUAUGCUCUUUGGUUAUACUACCAAACAAGAA
Messenger RNA from Rosa rugosa (rugosa rose), 2279 nucleotides. RefSeq names its product sodium/calcium exchanger NCL-like. Gene Ontology annotation, molecular function: calcium ion binding; calcium:proton antiporter activity. Gene Ontology annotation, biological process: calcium ion transmembrane transport; intracellular calcium ion homeostasis. Bases 376 to 2103 code for a protein of 575 amino acids. Lineage: Eukaryota; Viridiplantae; Streptophyta; Magnoliopsida; Rosales; Rosaceae. The record is from RefSeq and is a predicted model, not a curated record. The transcript has 7 exons. Gene Ontology annotation, cellular component: membrane.